Molecule: messenger RNA, 1299 nt
Organism: Paraglomus brasilianum
Lineage: Eukaryota; Fungi; Glomeromycota; Glomeromycetes; Paraglomerales; Paraglomeraceae
Source: the annotation of a GenBank genome assembly
AUGGUCCAAAAAUACAAUGGUCAGCGCACUCCCGAAGAACUUACAGAAUUUAUCGUAUCCAGUGCCUCAAAAUACUACGUCAAACCAAUCAACCCUAAUGGCGAAGUAGUAGAGUUGAAUAGUAAAAAUUUUGACGAGCUGGCACGAUCAGGCCCAUGGUUCAUCAAGUUCUUUGCUCCUUGGUGUCCACAUUGUCAGACAUUGAAGCCAACAUGGGAAAAGCUGGGGAAUGUCUUGAAAGGAAAAGUUAAUGUUGGGACAGUAGAUUGUACUGUCGAGGGAGAUAUCUGCAAUAAUUACUCAAUAAGGGGAUACCCUACUCUGAAACUGUUGAUAAAUGGCGAAACAACGGAUUACAGAGGCUCGCGUAAAUUGGAAGAAUUGAAAAAGUGGGCUGAGAAGGCCGUCGCUGCUGGCGCCAUAAAAAUAAAUGCUGAUGACUUUGCUGAAAUCAGAGAAAAGGAGGAUUUGUUCUUUUUAUUCGUCUACGAUUCAAAAACUUCUGCUGAAGCAAUGACAACAAUCAACGACCUCUCUAAAACAUUCUUCUCUAUUGGCAAAUUCUACGUUUCGGACGAUUCAGAAAUCCUACUACAACUUGGUAUCUCUGAAAUUCCGACGUUUCUAGUCGUUAAAUCCGAUAUUAAUUACCGAUAUACCUCGAGUGCGUCGAACGCAUUCACCGACGUCAAAUCUCUCAAAGCCUUUAUUCAAAAACAUAAAUAUCCGCUGCUCACGCAAAUAGAUCUGGGCAAUUCGGAGGAUAUACUCAAAGGAUCGAAACUGGUUGUACUCGGUAUAAUGAAUCCAAAAGAAAAGAAGUUUAUUGAUGCAAAGAAGUCACUAAGGAACGUCGCAGUAAAAUAUUACUCAAAGGUGAACGAAGCAGGUGGAAAUGAAGGAGGAAGAGAGGUUGUGUUUGCAUGGAUUGAUGGAACUAGAUGGUCAGAAUAUAUCGGACGCAUGUACGGAAUUAAGACAGCAAGCCUUCCCACUGUUGUUAUUCACGAUGCUGAGGGCGAUGAAUAUUAUGACAACACAAUACGAGGAACUUUAUUUUCGGUCUAUGAUGAAGCAGAGUUAUAUGAUGCUAUUAACGAUGCUAAAGGAAAUAGACUCAUUGGCAAAAGUACAAUUAGCAUCAUUGAGAGAUUCGCAAAGACGACAUACAACGGAAUAUGGAAUCAUCCACUUAUUACCCUAUCAUUAUUUGGUGUCGUAUUUGCUGCUGUGUGGAAGAUAAUUUCAAGGGAUCAUUCGUCUCUUGAUUAUGGGAAAGAUUAUCCCAAGUUUGAAUAA